AUGAUCAAACAUGAUGAACCAUCAACACCUGGCGUUGUCUCUGUUGAAGUCGAAAGGAAUGCAAGUACGGAAGUCGAACUAGAGGAGCAUGGCGUAUCAUUGUUUAUUCCUCCGGGGGCUGUGGAUCAGAAUGACCCGUGCAAGAUCACCCUGACCCUGUUAAGAGACCCUCCCAGUGUUGACAUCCGAGAUGAUGAAUCAGUGGCCUGCUACGGGAUCAGAUGUGAUCCUCCAAGCAUGAUUUUCCGCCAACCUGUUAAGAUAAAGAUACCACACUCUACAUUGGCCAUCAACCCUGAUCAAGUGAAACCAGACAUCGUUUCUCAUGUAUGGGAUUCAGUAAACAAUCUACCAAGAACAUCAAGAAUGAGAUCAUCCAGCUCACCAGACGAACCACCAUACUGCAGAUUGUACAAGAGACAUCUUGAGCUGUACAUUGGUCAAUGUGCUGAGUGGUGGGUUCUUAUUCCUCUUGAACAGCAGGUGAUCCGACACCAACUUAUGUGCACUCCAUACAUCCCAGAAACCGUAGAAAGAGGCAAAGAGAUUGAAGUUCAUCUCCAUAUGCAUGCCGAUGUUCCUGGCAUUGAUGCGGAUGUUCUACACGAGGAGAAGCAUCAGUCGUACCGCAAGGCCCAUCCUUCGGUCCCAUUUAGCAUCAUAUCUCAUUCAGGAGACGUUACAGUGGCACCCGUUUGUGAGGGGAAGAAGGCAGAGACUAAGGUACGAAAAGAAGUUUGUCCUUAAAGAGGUAGUCCACCCUGAUAUAAAGUUGGAUUUAAUGAAAGCAGAACAAU
Messenger RNA from Strongylocentrotus purpuratus (purple sea urchin), 797 nucleotides. RefSeq lists its product as uncharacterized. Gene Ontology annotation, molecular function: netrin receptor activity. Gene Ontology annotation, biological process: netrin-activated signaling pathway. The coding region runs from base 1 to 747 and encodes 248 amino acids. Lineage: Eukaryota; Metazoa; Echinodermata; Echinoidea; Camarodonta; Strongylocentrotidae. Gene Ontology annotation, cellular component: membrane. The record is from RefSeq and is a predicted model, not a curated record. The transcript has 4 exons.